Messenger RNA from Abrus precatorius (Indian licorice), 1095 nucleotides. RefSeq lists its product as uncharacterized. The transcript has 2 exons. The record is from RefSeq and is a predicted model, not a curated record. NCBI's taxonomy places the organism in Eukaryota, Viridiplantae, Streptophyta, Magnoliopsida, Fabales, Fabaceae. The coding region runs from base 1 to 1095 and encodes 364 amino acids. Gene Ontology annotation, molecular function: nucleotide binding.
AUGGCUCAUGAAACGACAGUGCGUUUUGGCAUUUUAGGUUGUGCUCACAUCUCCAUCAAGCUUUGCAAAGCCAUAAACAAAGCACCAAACGCCAAACUCCAAGCAAUAGGAAGCCGGUCCCUCGAGAAGGCGGCGGCGUAUGCGGCCGAGCACGGCUUGCCGGAGGAGGUUAGGGUUUAUGGGAGCUAUGAAGCUGUUUUGGAUGAUGAUGAUGUGGAUGCGGUUUACAUCCCUCUUCCAACGAGUUUGCACGUGACAUGGGCGGUUAGAGCAGCGGAGAGGCGGAAGCACGUGCUUCUGGAGAAGCCGGUGGCGAUGAACGUGGCGGAGCUUGAUCGGAUUCUUGAGGCUUGUGAGGCAAAUGAGGUGCAGUUCAUGGACGGUACCAUGUGGAUGCACCACCCUCGAACGGCUAAAAUGAAGGAGGCUUUGUCUGAUGAUCAACGUUUUGGUCAACUCAAAUGGAUACAUACUUGCCUCACAUACAACCCUGGUCCUGAGUUUCUCAAAAAUAGCAUUAGAGCAAAGCCAGAUUUAGAUGGUCUUGGUGCACUAGGUGACACUGGUUGGUACUGCAUUCGAGCCAUUUUAUGGGCUGUGGAUUAUGAACUUCCAAAAUCAGUGCUUGCAUUUCCUGGAGCCAUUCUCAAUGACGAAGGUGUAAUAGUAUCAUGUGGCUCUUCCAUGCAUUGGGAAGAUGGAAAAUCUGCCACCUUUCAUUGUUCUUUCUUAACUUACAUAACCUUUGAUGUAACAGUUUUGGGCUCAAAAGGGUGUCUUCGCCUCAACGAUUUUACUCUUCCAUUUGAAGAAAAUUUUGGGUAUGGCACUUUUUUAGAGGCCUCAGAGUUGGAUUAUGGGAAAAUUGAACCUGGAAGGUGGUGUCCAAAGCCUAAUGAGCAUGUUGUGGAAACUGAGUUUUCUCAAGAUGUUUGGAUGGUUAAGGAGUUUGCUGAUUUGGUUCAAAGGGUUAAGCAAUGUGAAAUGAAGCCCGAAAAGGCUUGGCCUGUUUUGAGUAGAAAGACUCAAUUAGUGUUGGAUGCUGUGAAGGAAUCUAUUGAGAAAGGUUACAAACCUGUUGAAAUUGUGAGUUAG